AUGUCAGUAAUCAAGUUUCCUAGCACAAGAUCAUACUGGUCACCAAAGUUUGGUUAUGUGCCCAUUUCUUCAACGAUGCCACUGAACAAGUUUGAGAAAAUAAAGCUUUCAUUACAUAUUCAUAACAAUGAACUUCCCAAACCUAUAGGUGAUCCAGAACAUGACAGGCUUUAUAAAAUCCGCCCUGUUAUCAAGCAUCUCAAUGAGAGGUUUGCCACAGUGCCAAUGAAUCAGACUUUCUGCGGAUGA
Molecule: messenger RNA, 249 nt
Organism: Pieris macdunnoughi
Lineage: Eukaryota; Metazoa; Arthropoda; Insecta; Lepidoptera; Pieridae
Source: the annotation of a GenBank genome assembly